AUGAGCACAGAGGUUGGUUCAUUCUUCUCUUUUUUUUCAAUAUCUUCCCAGUUUGUUGAAGCCACGGAAAACUAGGCCAUUUUGAUGAUUUCGUCUUUUUUUUUUGUGACACUUUACAGAUGCCCUUCGUAAAUGCGUUCAUUGUUAUCGAAACUAGAAAAGAGAAACAAAAAACUCGCACGCAUUUUUGUGGUUCCGCACGAAAGCCUCUUUUUUUAAACGAAGUGUGGCUGCUCGUGCGUGCUUUUUGUGUUUCUUUAUUAGUCUUCAUCAUAAUGAACUCAUUCCCAAGUGAAAUGAACCAGUAUUCUUCCGACGGCACGCAUCUAAAGUCCUGUCAAAUUUCUGUCCUCUUGCGCAUUCGUAAGCAGAAAGCCGAGCGGAAGUUAGAGGAAUUCCACAAAAAUCCAGUUUUUUUCAGCACCAAGAAGGGGCGAGUGAUGUCGAGUCGGAGUCGGAGUCGGACAUGAGUUCCCGAUCGUCGCAGUCACCGUCCACGUCGCCGCCGCCGAUGAAACGUGGAUUACUGCGGGACAGCAGCAGUUCAGGGUCCGAACAAUCUGAUGAGGACGAGCAGAAGCCUCAAGAGAACGGCUACUUGCGGGUGAUAUUCAAGGAAGUAAAGAAAGAAGUCGAAGAGGAGGAGGAGGAGGCGGACGUGAAAUUGAUCCGCGUGGACGAAGGGAACGAACGACGGCAGAAAUUCAAGAGGUUCUUAAACGAAUCGGCCAAGGAUCCGCCGGCCAUGUGCCCGAAACUUGUGGUUAGUAUACCUGUUCGUUAUGGCAUUUCUUUUCAUUAUUGUUUCAGCUUCAAUACCUCAACGACUGCAAGAAAUACGCGUUGGAAAACAACAAAACCUGGCCAAAUUGA
Messenger RNA from Caenorhabditis sp. 36 PRJEB53466, 873 nucleotides. The record is from the annotation of a GenBank genome assembly. NCBI's taxonomy places the organism in Eukaryota, Metazoa, Nematoda, Chromadorea, Rhabditida, Rhabditidae.